CGCUGUUGUACUUCCGAGUCCCGCAGCCCAGUAAGCCCACUGUUUCCUAAAGUAUGUUUACAAUUGUUUGCUCACUUUAAUGAGCUCUAUAUAGGCACAGGGCUACAGCGCGACUUCCAGGGCUGUGAGUUUUAGUGUCAGGCAGAAUGUCUCGCUGUGUUGCGUUACAGACGCAUCUGGCGUCAGUGGUGGAGGCGUUAGUUCACGCCGCGAUCGCCGAAAUGUACAAACUAAUGGAAGAGGAGAGGCUGUCGUUUAUCAUUAGUGAUAUUACCAGCGAUCAGUGUGAAGACGAGGAGACUGGGUCAAGAAUGAAGAGGGGAAAGGAGGAGAGAAUGAAGCAGUUUGCAUCAGUCAUGGAAGUAUUGGGCAACGAGGCUCUUGGGAAAAUAAUCAAACUUGUUGAUGAAACCAAAUUUCUGUUGGACCUGGAGUGUAAAACAUUUUCAGGCAAGAGGGUAAAACGUCCCGGCAGUAUCUUGAACAUUCUGUCUGUUGGAGGACUUGAAGAGGAACAUUCUUAUGAUGGAAGUGCAAGAAUCCUGGAGACAAGAACAAGAAAUGAGUCUGAUGAGGCCACAGAAGACCGUCCAGAAUCCCCACUGACGUUGGCUGUGACGAUCAGAAAUGAAUUUGGAAAAGUUGACUUGAAGUCCAUCAGUAGUGGUCACUUAAACACUUCUUCAGAAGACCGAGUCCUGCAAGAAGACGGCAGUGAAGAUCCUCAAGACGCCGUCACUCUCUUCGGAAAGAGAUCCUUCAUUUGUUCCGAGUGCGGCAAGAGUUUCUCUUCUCAAAGCAACCUCAAAUCACAUCAGCGCAUUCACACCGGAGAAAAGCCCUUCGGCUGCGUCCUCUGCGGCAAGGCUUUCGCCCACAAACAGAGUCUGUCCGACCACCAUCGAGUCCACUCAGGAGAAAAGCCAUUCGUUUGUAAAGUCUGCAGCAAAUGCUUCGGGAAAGCCGCGCACCUCAAAACCCACGAAAUAAUCCACACGGGCGAAAAGCCGUUCGGCUGCAACGUUUGCGGGAAAAGGUUCAACAUUGCUCAGAAUCUCUCCAGGCACCAACUCACCCAUACGGGCGAAAAGGAUUUUCGGUGUACGAUAUGUCAGAAAAGCUUCACGCGGGCCAUCACGCUGAAAACGCAUCAGCUCAUCCACACGGGUCAGAAACCGUACUCCUGCGUGUCUUGCGGGAAGGCGUUCCGCCACGCCGUCAACCUUAAAAACCACGAGCGUAUCCACACGGACCAGCGGCCGUUCAGCUGCGACCUGUGUGGCAAGACCUUCCGCCAGGCCGUCAAUCUGAAAAUCCACAAACGGAUCCACACGGGGGAAAAACCCUUCAGCUGCAAGGAGUGCGGGAAGAGCUUCAGUCAGCAGAGCAGCCUCAUUUCACACGGACGCACUCACUCCGGAGAGAAACCCUUCGGCUGCAAUUACUGCGACAAGUGGUUCAACAACACCAACAGUCUGAAGCUGCACCAGAGGGUCCACACCGGCGAGAAGCCGUACAAUUGUGAGUAUUGUGGCAAGAGUUUCAGUCAAGGCAGUCACCUGCGCACUCACAAACGCCACGUUCACGGUGGGGGGAAGCAGUACAUCUGCGAUAAAUGCGGAAAGAGAUACGCAGAUCCUCGUAAUCUUAAACUGCACAAAUGCGUUUAUGCUUAAACACACCGUGUGUAGGUCAUUUUGAGCCCAUUUUUCUUUGGUUUAGAAAUUACUGAAGGAAAAUAGCUGCAAUCACAUAGAAUUUUUUCAUUUUGAGUUUCAUUUCCCGAAUGAUGAAUAGAAAUAGAUGUGAUGAGCAUAAUUUGAGUUAGGAUUACUUAAAAGUUGGUUAAGAGUAAUCCAUCACAGGUGAAAAUUUAUUUUGAAUUAUGUAUUUAUUUCAAAUUAAUAUUAUAUUUUGUACCUUUCUUUACACGCGGACACGUCGGAAAAGCUCUUUUUAUAGCUCUUUAAUAUUUAUUUUUGAUGGAACACAAGACCGUGAUCAGAACCAGAGAAAAUAUCUACAGUUCUGAUCAUCGACAACCCCUGAUAUUGACGUCUUGUGCAAAACAUAAUGUUAAUUCUUUAAUUUAUAAUUAUUAUUUUUGUGUAAUUAAUUAUUAUUUACAGCUACAGAUGAGUGAGGUGUUCAAAACCUUAAUACUAUUUAAAGCAUUAGUACUUUAUUAGUUCACAAGUACGUUAUUGCUGUUGUUGCCCUGUUGUCUGUCAAAUCAUUUAUUUGAUUCAUGAAAAUGUUGCCAAAUACAGUUUUCAAUAAACAUUGUU
Pimephales promelas (fathead minnow) is the source of this 2288-nucleotide messenger RNA. RefSeq lists its product as uncharacterized. NCBI's taxonomy places the organism in Eukaryota, Metazoa, Chordata, Actinopteri, Cypriniformes, Leuciscidae. Gene Ontology annotation, molecular function: RNA polymerase II transcription regulatory region sequence-specific DNA binding; DNA-binding transcription factor activity, RNA polymerase II-specific. The record is from RefSeq and is a predicted model, not a curated record. Gene Ontology annotation, cellular component: nucleus. Gene Ontology annotation, biological process: regulation of transcription by RNA polymerase II.